This is a messenger RNA of Mangifera indica (mango), 2503 nucleotides long. RefSeq names its product transcription initiation factor TFIID subunit 15b-like. The transcript has 6 exons. Gene Ontology annotation, molecular function: RNA binding. Bases 105 to 1463 code for a protein of 452 amino acids. The record is from RefSeq and is a predicted model, not a curated record. NCBI's taxonomy places the organism in Eukaryota, Viridiplantae, Streptophyta, Magnoliopsida, Sapindales, Anacardiaceae.
UCACUCCAUUUACCUGAUAAACUCAUCAUAACCUAAUAUUUAUCUUUUUAUCUUGAUCUUUUCUACCUUGAAGAAACAAGUUUUGGGUAAAACCCUAGAUCUUCAUGUCUGGCAUGUACAACCAAGACGGCGGAGAUCCUGCCUACGGCGGGGGUUAUGGAGGCAGCGGAGGCGGAGUUGGUGGUUAUGGGGGCUAUGGAGGCGAUAGUGGUGGAGGAUAUGGUGGCGGUCGUGGUGGUGGGGGAUAUGGUGGUGGACGAGGAGGCGGACGUGGAGGUGGUGGUGGAGGAGGAGCAUACGGUGGUCAUUCGCAAAAUCGAGGAGGGGAUCGUGGUGGAAGAGGAGGAGGAGGAGGUGGCAGAGGAGGCGGAGGCCGUGGUGGAGGCGGCAGAGACGGGGACUGGAAGUGCCCUAAUCCUAGCUGUGGGAAUUUGAACUUUGCAAGACGGGUUGAGUGUAACAAAUGUGGUGCACCCUCACCUGUGGGUGCUGGUGAUCGCAGUGGCAAUGGCAGAAGUUAUAACAGGGGAGGAAACAGUGGUGAAUAUGGUGGUAAUCGAGGUGGUAGAGGUGAUGGUGGUCGAAGCGGCAAUUAUGAAGGAGGUAGAGGAAGUAAUUAUGAAGGUCGAAAUUGGGCCAAUAGAGGUGGUUCCUAUGGUGGUAAUCAGGGAAGAGAAGAUAGCGGUUAUGUUCAGGUCCCUACACCUGCUCCUGCAUCUUAUGGUGGCGCUGCAGAAAAUUAUCCGCCACCUAAUUCUUAUGGUGGGAGUACAAAUUAUGGGAUGGAGGCAGUUCCUCCACCAAGUAGUUACACUGGUGGCCCCGCAUCAUAUCCCCCAUCCUAUGGUGGUCCUGCAGGUGGUUAUGGUGGUGAUGGUUUCAGUGAUGCAAGGGGUAGUGGACGGAGUGGCCCGCCUGGUGGACAUGAUGGUGGGUAUGGUGCUGGUGGUACUCGAAAUCAGGGAGGUGGUUAUGGUAAUGGUCCUGCUGAUGCCUUGGCUAAGAUCAAACAGUGUGAUGGUGACUGUGAUAGUUCCUGUGAUAACUCAAGAAUAUACAUAUCAAAUCUGCCGCCAGAUGUGACUGUUGAAGAAUUGAGAGAACUUUUUGGAGGCAUUGGAAUGGUUGGAAGAAUCAAGCAGAAGAGAGGAUACAAAGAUCAGUGGCCAUGGAAUAUAAAGAUAUACACAGAUGAGAAAGGAAACAACAAGGGUGAUGCAGUUUUAUCCUAUGAAGAUCCAGCUGCUGCACAUGCAGCUGGUGGAUUUUUUCAAGAUCAUGAACUGAGAGGUCAUAAAAUUAGUGUUGUGAUGGCAGAGAAGACCGCCCUAAGACGUGAACAUGGGGGUGGUGGUAGAGGUGGCUAUGGCAAUGGUGGAGAGAGGCGCAACAAUUACAGAGAUGGUGGAGGUUCGGGGCCAGAUAGACAUUACCAUGGAGGAAACCGCUCUCGUCCAUACUGAGAGAAUUUGAGCUCUGAACGUUUUAUGUACUAAAAAUAGUGGUCUGAGGGAUUUUAAUAAUGUUUCAUUGGCGAGGUUGUUCUUUAACUGUGGAGACUAAGAGGUAGGUUGUUCACUUAACCUGGACAAUGCCCCUUCUCCUUAAUCAUUUAUCUGCCACUACUUGGAGGGAUUUAUAUUCUAGGUUUGGGAUUGAUUUAACUCUGUGAAUGUUUUUUAUAGAGGCAAGUGGAAUAAUCAAAUUGCUUGCUGCUAAGGUAGGUUGAUAUUUUCAGGUGAGUGCUGCUCUUUCAUAUCACUUGUUUGCAAAAUUAACCCUGCACUAUAGUGCAUUUUGUAGAGCUUGCUCACAUCUCAGCCAGAUCAUCUGUCAUUGAUACGAGUGGUCGAAAUGAUCAGUGUAAACAUGCAUGUGCUGGUUUAGUCGGUUUUACAAAUUUUGCUUUGGGAUAUUACUACAAGGCCUUCCCCAUGUUCUGGCUGAACAAAGUCAUAUGCCAUUUGUGAGACAGUUGCCAUCAAAUUAUUUUAAAUUAGUAGUAAGAAAUUCCAAACUUAAAUUGGAAUUUUUUGAUGCUGCUUAUAAAUUUGGGGAUUUUGUUGAUGGCGCUCAGUCUUGUGGUGCAGCAAUCACCUGACAGUUUGACGGAUAGGUCUAGCUUUGAAAAUAUUGCAAAUGGGGUUGAAUUCGAUGCUUUUACCGUGACGAGUUUCAUCAAAUGUGUAUUUAAGUGUUUGACAAAUGUAAUUGCUCAAGAAAAACAAUAAGCAUGGCUGCUGCUCCAUUGUUGUACGGGGAGUGGAGUUUGCAUAACGAAACAUUUGUCAUGGUCACGUAUAGCUGCUUCACUUCUGUGGUAAAGGGGGGGAAGUCGGCAAAUGGAAUGGCCGUUGUAUCCAAAAGUGGCAGUGCGCGGUGAAGCUUCUAUGAGCCUGUGAUCCACAUGUUGGAAGUAUUCCGACUUUGUCAAUUGUAUUUAUCUCCGAUGUAAUUCUGUUUCCUUUCAUAAGUGUUGUACAAGACGUUGGGCUUUCAUGGA